Strigops habroptila (Kakapo) is the source of this 3499-nucleotide messenger RNA. RefSeq names its product stromal cell derived factor 2 like 1 (gene SDF2L1). Lineage: Eukaryota; Metazoa; Chordata; Aves; Psittaciformes; Psittacidae. The coding region runs from base 61 to 705 and encodes 214 amino acids. The record is from RefSeq and is a predicted model, not a curated record. The transcript is spliced from 3 exons.
AGAGAGGGGUGCGGAAGCGCGCUCCGCUGAGGGCGGCGGUGCCGGCCGGGCUGCGGAGCGAUGCGGGCCGGCUGCCGCCUCUUCCCGCUGCUGCUCCUCGCGCUGCUGCGCGGGCUGUGUCACGGCAGGGAAGCGGCGCCGAGCGCUGUCACCUGCGGCUCGGUGCUGAAGCUGCUCAACACCCGCCACAGCGUGCGGCUCCACUCGCAUGAGGUCAAGUACGGAUCCGGAAGUGGGCAACAGUCAGUGACAGGAGUUGAAGCUUCAGAUGAUGCUAACAGUUACUGGCGGAUUCGUGGGAAGAGUGAUAGCAAUUGCCAGCGCGGGACACCGGUGAAAUGUGGGCAAGCCAUACGGCUCACCCAUGUUAACACAGGAAAAAAUUUACACACUCAUCACUUCCCAUCACCACUCUCCAAUAACCAAGAAGUAAGUGCCUUUGGUGAUGAUGGCGAAGGAGAUGACCUCGAUAUAUGGAUUGUGCAAUGCAGUGGGACUUACUGGGAGCGGGAGGAUGCGGUGCGCUUCAAGCACGUAGGAACUGAAGUGUUCCUUUCAAUAACUGGGGAACAGUAUGGCCAUCCCAUUAGAGGCCAACGGGAAGUUCAUGGCAUGCCUACUGCUAAUCAUCACAACUAUUGGAAAGCAAUGGAAGGCGUCUUCAUCAAACCCAGUAUGGACCCUGCAAAACACGAUGAGCUCUGAAUUGACAGAGGAUCCAAAAUGCUUCAGCUUACUCCAGUGUUCGGAGAUGCUAAUUCUUGGUCUCUUAUAAGUCCCGCCUUGCCUGAGUGACCGACUUUCUGUAUUACUGGAGGGCAUUAGUUCAUUCUAGGAAUGCAGCACUUAUGUGGGGAAUGGCAUUUGCCAGAUUCAGCCUUUGAAAUUUGAAUAUUUGGCAAAAUCAUUUCUGAACUUUUGAGCUUAAUUGGUGAAACUGGUUCAUACCUCUGUUGGUUUUCAUUGUCAUUUGUUUUGCUUGUUACUUUUUCUCAAAUCUGAAGGAAAUGGAAAAUCUAAAGUAAUGCAUUUCUGUAGUCCCAAGUGCAAUAAAACUUUGCAUUUUGUAAUAUUUUUCCAAUUAUAAUUAAAUAUUUGUAAACUGAUUUCUACUUCUUAGUGAGAGAAUGUUACUAAUGAGGAGAUGGAAGAAAUCUAGAAAGGAAAAAAGAGUUCUCAAUUUUGGUAUCUUUUAAAUAUCUUGAAGUCAGCUGCUCAGCCUUCCAGAAAAUGUGGUCCAUUUGAAAAUUGCUUCCAAUGUCUUUCAUGAUUUUUCUUGUGUACUUGUAUUGGAAGAGUUGACAACAUUGUGUAUGUUGGAGUAGGAAGAAAAAGUUUUAACUAACUUUCUCGAAGAAGUUCAGAUUGUCUGGUAAUGGUGAUCCUCCUGAUUGUCAAAUGGUAAGACUGUUCUGCCUGAUAAACUGGUGUGGAAAGCUGCUUUUUAAUAUUAGAAUUUUAUAAAAUUCCAUGUGGUGCAAAGGAACAGUUCAAUUUUACUUACGUUGUUGUACUUGCAUGUCAACUCUGCAAGAUCAGUAUGAGAAUCUAGAUAAAUAAAUAGCAGGGUAUAUGCCCAUGUGGGGUGUUUUUUAUAUGAAUCCAGAAGAAGAGAAAAAAGAAUCUUAGACAAUGGUGUAAGGAAUCUUCAUUGAAUGACUUAUGAAUUUCUGUGUGCCUUCCCUCUCUGAAAAGAGAAAAAAACUAAUUCUUGAAUGUGUUUGUUACAUGGUGUUACUGAAAAUACUGCUUAAAAUUCAAAGUGCCAUACAGUUUGUAUUUGCUUUAAAUUUAGCUCAUGAAAUGAGUGUGAAAACUCAGAAAAUUCAGCUGUUCUUGUCUCCAUGUGUAAGUAGUUUUACUGAUGACAGUCUUAAUUAGUCAAUCAGUUAAAGAAGCAGGAAACUGAUUUACUGCUUUUACAGCUCCAGUCACGUGCUGCAGUGUUCUCUGUGGAGAAGGUGCUACAGGCAGUUGCAGUUAAGCUUUAUAAAUGUACUUACUGAUACAUGGUUCAUACCCUGUGGUGCCUCAUGCAGUUAUGCUGUACAGGCUAGAUUCAGGUUUUAUUUAAGAGUUCACUACUAGUGAUGAUCCUUCAUACCCUAUGGAACAAGGAACUUCUGUGGCAGUUGUUUCGUGCAUCAGAUUAUUUUCCUCUGACAGAAAAGGUAAGACUGUUUUUCUGUGACUCUUAGUUUCAUGUGGGUAUUUAAGGAUUACAGGCAUUUUGGAGAUUAGCUUUUGCUGGUUUGUUAUUAGAAGUAAAUUCUAUGUGAUGAAUGUUUCGGGUUUACUGAUGUUCCUGACUAAUUGGUAUUGAAGUUGUAGCUAUGAAGCGUAACUAUUUAUGAACAAACCAAACUUUCUGCAUAAACAAGCUGACUUUUCCUUUAUUAAAAAGCAGGGCUUUUCUUUUGAAGUUGGUGUAUGAGUAAACACAGAAAGUGUGGCAGCAUUUGGCAGGAGGAAGAAAGGAAUUUGGCAAUGAGGUUUCUGUCACUAAGAGCUAAAUGCUUUAUGCCUAAACCAUAUGGGCUUAGUGUUCGUGCACCUGUGGAAUACUGAGUUGGUUGAGGAGGGGUAGAGCUGUAUGGCUCAUUUUGGUCUGUGUGCCAUGUACUAUUUGUACCCAAUGUUUAUCUCUGCCUGGAUGUUUUUGUCUCUAGCAAAGAUGUUUAUCCAUCUUUUUAUGCUUGAGUGGGAUCUCACUGGACCUUCCUCUUUUUGUUCUGGAUUUGAGCCAAAUUGGUUUAGUGAGGCUGAGAAAGAACUUGGUUCUUACUGUUUACUUUCUAAUAUGAUCUCAGUUCUGAAAACAUUUGUACCUUUUGCUCCUGAAGAACCAAGCUUUGCCACACACAUGUAUCCAUAAAUGCCUUAUUUAAAGAUGUGUUCAACAAUAUUCCUGUGAAUUGAGUUUCCUUCACUUUUGAUUGUGACCAAAGUGUAAAAGUCACUGGGGCUUAGUAUUUCGCUUGUUCAUGUUUCGUAGUAGAAUCUUUGUUUCUUAUUGCUAUAAAAGUUGUGUUGAAGGGCUCUUAAGUAAGGCAAGUGGAAGUACAUCUUAAUUUAGAAAGGUCUAAUAUAGUACCAAAAUCACUAUCGGUACUCAUGACUUUUGUGGUCUGCAUUUAGUGUGCUGUAAGUUAACAUAGGUGCAAAAGCUUAUAACUGGAAAAAGGUGGAUUGUGCUAGUGUGAUCUCCUUUCUAUAUAACUUCUAGGUUUAAAAGACUUGCAUUAGUAUCUGUUUAAUGUCAUAUUUUAUGCUUUAAACUUAAGUACUGAGAUCUCAGAAUCUGAUUCAGGUGGUUUUAUUUACUUUGGCUGCUUAGAGUUCAAUUAUUCAGUCCUUCCCUACAGCUGAGGACUAGAGACUGGGAGAAUCCCAGUUCUUACUUGUUGGGUUUUGUUGUUGUUUGUUUUCUAUAUGACUUAUCUACCUAAAGAUGUUAGAACUCUUGGGUAAAACAUGAAAUACUGAGAGGUGAAACCUG